UCAGCUGCCUGCUCUCCUGAGUUGAUACUCUCGCUCCUUACAUCCUGCUAAAUCUUUAAAUAAACACUGAAGGAUUUCCGAUCCCACUACCUGAAAACCUCUUUUCACAAUUAGCAUUGCCAAUUACCAUACCAAGUCGACCGAUACCAUCAUGGGAUCUCCAAAAAUUCCACCAAUUUCCGGUUUGACAGCUCUAGAGCCACGGCCUGGUGGUCAAUGGACCAUCAACGAGCAUGAUGGAGAGACCUCUUCUCUAUCGUAUGUGAUGGACAAUGGCGCUGAGGCGAUCACAUACACCCUGCGCCACUGCUAUAAUGAGGAUGAUAUUCGUAAGAAUUGUGCAUCUUUUGUCUACGAAUAUAAUGACAACGUUUCUGAGAUCGAAUAUCACCACCAAAACAUGCACGAGGUUCCCACAGAGUUUAGAGAUGCACAUGGAGCAGCAUCAAUACUCUACCAAUCACAAGAGGAGAGCGCAUUACGACAGUACUCGACGGGUCAAAUUCAGCAACCGCUCCAAGACCAUCUUCUCUUUAACACUGAAGCAACCAUUGUUUCACCAUCUGAAUCGCAAGCUCAAGCCAGUAUUCAAUUCGAAGAAACGACACUUGCUCCUCAAUCUCAUUUUUACCAGCACGGCCAAAGAAUGAAUAUGCCUAAUCACCAACAGCUUUCACAAACUAGUUUUGCUCCUGAAACUACUGAGUGGCCUUUAAGCAAUGAAUUAUUUCCCACGGCUGUAGGCAACGCCUCGAUUUCCAUACCAAACACUGAAUUCGGAUUACCCCAAGACACUCCAAUGUUUCUGAGUGCUUGGCAGCAGAACUGGGCUCAUAACUCGCCUGGCUCUCUUUUUAUCUUUUCAAUAACAAGAAGGCCAAGCUUCAUUAAAGUAAUAGAAGCAGACCCGUUUCAAGCAGCCAAGGAGCUUCUAGGCACACAUUACGAAGAGAAAAGAGUGCCAGUCCUAGGCGUCAAAUCUCAUUUAGUCGACGAUCUCAAUGCAGUGAAUCACCUCCUGCUGCAGUUCGCAUAUCCAGACACACGGCAGCUUUACAAUUACACUUAGGCAUCUUCUACUGCCGCACAACAAUAUCAGAAUGAAAUGCCGCAAAUGUGAUAUUUCGGGAUGACUGAGAGCGACACGAUCGAUGUCGGCAAUCCUUGGGAUAUUGAUAAGAUGCUGGACUACCAGGAGAACGAAGGCGAGAGAGGUAUGUUGCCGCAUGCAGUUUAUGUCCCAACAUCUUGCUUACACUUAGAAGAUGCCGGCUUACCCCCUAACAACCAAUAUAACCUACAUAACGGAUUCUAUUGCACCUUCUGAAUUAGGUGACCAAGUUAUAU
Trichoderma harzianum CBS 226.95 is the source of this 1347-nucleotide messenger RNA. RefSeq lists its product as hypothetical. The coding region runs from base 152 to 1069 and encodes 305 amino acids. The transcript is spliced from 3 exons. The record is from RefSeq and is a predicted model, not a curated record. Lineage: Eukaryota; Fungi; Ascomycota; Sordariomycetes; Hypocreales; Hypocreaceae.